AUGCUGAGUAGCAAGACCCAGGUCUUCUCCUGGAUCUGUGCUUGCCUCAGCCAGACCUACAACAAAUACAUGUCAUUUUCUGCAGAACCGUACCCUGCCCCAAAGUCUACUUCAAAGUCUACUUACAACGGCCAAUACUUUGACACUAUUGAUGAACUAGUGACUCAGUACAACAAGGGGUCUGUGCGGAAGAUCCAAAGGACGGAUUCGGACCCCAACUACGCCUCGCUGAGACCUCGCCAGAAGUUUCAAACCUACGGCCCCCUCCAGUUCGAGCCACAGGGACCAAGAUACCACGUUGUAAACAACCACGUUCGCUACUUUGACUGGGAGUUCGCGUUCCGCCACAGUCCCGCCAGCGGUUUACAGCUGUUUAAUAUCCGCUUCAGGAAGGAGCGGGUGGUCUACGAGUUGAGCGUCCAGGAGGUGAACUCCGUUUACGGCGGAGAGACGCCAGCUCUGAUGAGGACCAAGUUCUUGGACAGUCAUUAUGGAUUUGGGAAAAGUUCCAAUGAGCUGGUGAAAGGCGUGGACUGCCCUUACAGCGCCACUUUCCUCCACACUCUCCAUCUCAUGGAUAGCGACCAACCGAAGCGGAUCAGGAACUCCAUUUGUAUCUUUGAGCAAAAUCGGGAGAUUCCUCUGAGACGCCACUUCUCCAGCUGGUUCAUGACCCCAUCUUACGGCGCGUUACUGGAUAACGUGCUGGUUGUGCGAUCAGUGGCGACUGUGGGCAACUAUGAUUACAUCUUUAAUUUCGUCUUCCACAACAAUGGGGUGAUUGAGACCAAGGUAUCUCCCACGGGCUACGCUCUAACCUCAUUUACUUCCGAAGGUGCAAGUCAGUACGGAACAAAACUUGGAGAGAACGUUGUGGGCAACGUUCACACUCACUUCUUCCACUUCAAGGCUGACCUGGAUAUAUUGGGUACAUCUAACUCUUUUGAAACUAAAGAUGUGGAAUAUCAACUUAAAUCAGUCCCAUGGAAGCCUGACGAGAAGGUGCAUGUACCCAGUGUGAUAAGCAGGAUCUUAGAUACGGAGAAUGAAGCAGCCUUCAGAUCUGGAGCAAAAUUGCCCAAAUACCUGAACUUUGUCAAUUUGGCUCAGAAAAAUAAGUGGGGCUAUUAUCGAGGUUACAGGCUUCAGGUGGUGAGCUUCAAUCCUGACAGUGUGCCUGAAGACAGUCCAGAUGAAAAAGGCAUCUCCUGGCAAAGAUACCAGUUGGCAGUGACAAAGAGCAAAGAUAACGAGCGAAAGAGCAGCAGCAUCUACAAUCAGAACAGCAUGUGGAAACCACCUGUUUACUUUGCUGACUUCAUUAACAAUGAAAGCAUUAGGAAUGAGGACCUGGUGGCCUGGAUAACAGCUGGAUUCCUCCACAUUCCCCACGCAGAAGAUGUUCCAAAUACUGCCACAUCUGGAAAUGAAAUAGGCUUCAUUCUGAAACCACUCAACUAUUUUAACCACGAUCCCUCUGUUUACUCUCAAGACGCUAUUUACAUCGAUCCAGCCAAUCCGGGAUGUGAGGAUAAUCCCAUAGCGUGUCUGUCUGACGUUGCAUCCUGUAGUCCAAACUUCCCAGAAUUUACCUACGGGGAAAACAAUGAACAUUAACUGAAUUGCGUUCAAUGUGACUCCAUUACAGUGAGUCCCAACCUGUCACUGACCACUACUUUCAACUAAGCAUUCUGAAAUAAUAAUUAUUAGAUCUAAUGGUCUGCAUGGAAUCUUUCCAGGCAGGAUAAAUAUCACAUCUCAUUUAUAGAGUUAUAGAGUCAUAGCCCAUUAUCAUCUAAACCUUUACUAUCCAUGUACUUGUAUAAAUAUGUUUUACGCAUUGUAAUUCCACCCAUCUCUACAGCUUAUACUCACCUUCCUUUGUAUGUAAGCGUUGCACCUCAGCGCUCUUCUAAACCUUUCCCCUCUCUCCUUAAACCUUUGGCCUCUAGUGUUAGACUCUCCUUCCCUGGGGAAAAGAUUGUGACCAUUCACCUUAUCUAUGUACCUCAUGAUUUUGUAUACCUCUACUAUACAGGUCACCACUCAAGCUCUGUUGUUAUUUAGUUUGAAGGGUGGUGAUUAAUCUGUACAUGUCAUUAUGAAAUGACAGAGGAAGUGAGAGGGUAGUUUUUACAAAUACCAGUUGCUUCAGAAUUUUUUUAAUUUUAAUUGCCAGGGAAUCCUCCUAGGACUACUGUACCAGUGUAUAUAUUUAAAAUCUACCAAUUGAAAACA
Molecule: messenger RNA, 2238 nt
Organism: Amblyraja radiata (thorny skate)
Lineage: Eukaryota; Metazoa; Chordata; Chondrichthyes; Rajiformes; Rajidae
Product: membrane primary amine oxidase-like
Exons: 5
Coding region: 1-1617 (538 amino acids)
Biological process (GO): amine metabolic process
Cellular component (GO): plasma membrane
Molecular function (GO): quinone binding; copper ion binding; primary methylamine oxidase activity
Source: RefSeq, a predicted model, not a curated record